AUGAAGGGGAGCAGCGCCCUCCUGCUGGCGGCAGUUCUCCUGCUCUGCACCUGCGGGCGGGCCACGGGGGAGGACAACAGUGAGUUUUUCAUGGAAUUCCUGCAAACGCUGCUGGUGGGGUCCCCUGAGGAGCUCUACGAGGGGCCCCUGGGCAAGUACAACGUCAACGCCAACGCCAAGGCUGCGCUGGCCGAGCUCAAGUCCUGCAUCGACGGCCUGCAGUCCAUGCACAAGGAGGCGAUGGUCACCCUGCUGGCGCAAGUGCUGGGCAGUGAGGACGGCGCCUAGCGGACCCCAGACGUGGCCACACGCAGCCGUGGCCACACGCAGCCGUGGCCACACGCC
Phyllostomus hastatus (greater spear-nosed bat) is the source of this 345-nucleotide messenger RNA. It is a transcript of the gene SCGB1C1, whose product is annotated as secretoglobin family 1C member 1. The record is from RefSeq and is a predicted model, not a curated record. The transcript is spliced from 3 exons. Lineage: Eukaryota; Metazoa; Chordata; Mammalia; Chiroptera; Phyllostomidae. Bases 1 to 288 code for a protein of 95 amino acids.